CCUUUCUCUCGUCUGGGUUCGUUUGAAGGAGAAAACGAAAUUUCCAUUUACGUUCUCUUCGUCAAGCUUGAACUUGCGCAGAACCCUAGAGAGAGAGAGAGAGAGCACAGCUUCGAAGCGAAAGGGAGGAGAAUGGCGUUGAAGUUCUUGAACAAGAAGGGAUGGCACACGGGGAGCCUCCGGAACAUAGAGAACGUAUGGAAGGCGGAGCAGAAGCACGAGGAGGAGCAGAAGAAGUUGGAGGAGCUUCGCAAGCAGAUCCAGGAAGAGAGAGAACGCAACGAGUUCCGCCUUCUCCAAGAACAAGCCGGGAUUGUCCCGAGGCAAGAGAGAUUGGAUUUUCUGUACGAUUCAGGUUUAGCUGUUGGAAAGGGGAGCUCCGAAGGUGUGCUGUUCAAGUCACUAGACAAAGGGGAUGCCCUGAGUGAGGCAGCGGCUUCUUCUUCAUCGGCACAGCAGGCAUCAGCUUCUGGUGUUCCAGGAGCUCUAUUCGAGGAUAAGUCGAACUCGGCCAAUGAUGCCUGGAGGAAGCUGCACUCUGAUCCUUUGUUAUUGAUUCGGAAACGGGAACAGGAGGCACUCGCUCGUAUCAAGAACAACCCCGUCCAGAUGGCUAUGAUACGCAAAUCUGCUGGAGAAAAGGAAGACAAGGAUGAUGGGAAGAAAGAACGGCGAAAGAAGCACCAUCACAAAGAUUCAAAGCAUAAGAAACAUGUAUCUUCUGAGCCAGCAGAUUCUAGUAAUGCCUCUGAUGAAGCCGAGAAGGAAAGCAGAAAGAAAUCCCGCAAGAGCUCCAAUCGGGAUGAGUAUCGUAGAAGGGCACGAUCAGAUUCAGAGGAUGAAUCAAGUGAUACAGAAAUUCGUAGGCGGAAGAGUCGUCACGAAUAUAUUAGAAACAAGGAAACAUCUGUUGAUGGAUUGACCGAUAGAAGAUCUGGAAGGGAUGACAAUCAAGAUAGGAGGAAUCAUGAGAAAACCCAGCGUGAAAGAUAUUACUCUGAAGGCCCUUCAAAUUCUGAUGUUUCUAGAAGGGAAAGGGAAAGAAAAUAUUUCCAUGAAGAAAGUGCGUCAAAAUAUGGUUCAAGAACAGAUAGUAGGAAUGACUCAUCAAAUUAUAAGCGUCGAAACGUGGCUCCUAAAAUUUCUGAGGAAGAGAGAGCAGCGAGGCUGCAGGAGAUGCAAAUGGAUGCAGAGCUGCACGAGGAACAGAGAUGGAAGCGUCUGAAGAAAGCUGAUGAUAAUGAUGCAAGCGAAGCUAAUCGGGAUGUCUCAUCACGUGGCAAAAACUUCUUGGAUGCUAUCCAGAAGAGCGUUUAUGGGGCAGAGAAGGGUGGAAGCUCCACCAUAGAGGAGAGUGUCCGUCGUCGGACUUAUUACUCACAACAUAGGUCUCAAACAGGCGAGGGCAACGCUUUCAGACGGUCUUGAUCUGAAGGGUGAACGUAUCAACUUCCUUGCAUUUGGGUUGUGGUGGUGUUAAAUAGUCUUUUUCGCUCAUCGCCUUUGGAAGUCGAAUUUAAUAGGUCUUGUUUGACAUUUAGGGUACUUGUGAUAUUAUGAUUUGUUCGUUUAACUAAUCAGUUAAAAAAAAAAAUUGAGUUGCAAUUGUUUGGGCCUAUGAUCUAUUAUAAAAAUUUUCUCCAGA
Messenger RNA from Punica granatum (pomegranate), 1645 nucleotides. Lineage: Eukaryota; Viridiplantae; Streptophyta; Magnoliopsida; Myrtales; Lythraceae. The record is from RefSeq and is a predicted model, not a curated record.